GCUGUAGGCGGGCCCGGCCCCGCACGUGCCGGGUUGGGUGCCGAGCGCCGGCUGAGACUCCGGAGGCAGCCUCUCCGUUAUUCCAGAGGAGCAGAGGCCCCAGGAAGCCCAGGGCAGGAGACCCGGAAGCCGCCACCCGUUGCCUCACGUGUUUUAAUCGUCGAGGGUUCGAGGCGCACAGGGGGCGGCAAGAAGUGCAGUUACCUGUUUCAGGGAGUAUCUUGGCGGUUCCUGCAAGAACAUUGGGUUUGCCUAUCACAGAUGAACAAAUCCAGGAGAUGAAAUCAAACCUGGACAACAUCGACUUCAAGAUGGCAGCUGAGGAAGAGAAGCAGUUACGACAUGAUGUGAUGGCUCAUGUGCACACGUUUGCCCACUGCUGCCCCAAAGCUGCUGGCAUUAUUCAUCUUGGUGCCACCUCCUGCUAUGUUGGAGACAAUACAGACUUGAUUAUUCUUAGAAAUGCAUUUGACCUGCUUUUGCCAAAGCUUGCCAGGGUGAUCUCUCGGCUUGCCGACUUUGCCAAGGAACGAGCUGAUCUUCCCACCUUAGGUUUCACACAUUUCCAGCCUGCUCAGCUGACCACAGUUGGGAAACGUUGCUGUCUUUGGAUUCAAGAUCUUUGCAUGGAUCUCCAGAACUUGAAGCGUGUCCGAGAUGACCUGCGCUUCCGAGGAGUGAAGGGCACCACUGGCACCCAGGCCAGCUUCCUGCAGCUCUUCGAGGGAGAUGACCAAAAGGUAGAGCAGCUUGACAAGAUGGUGACAGAAAAGGCAGGAUUUAAGAGGGCUUUCAUCAUCACAGGGCAGACCUAUACACGAAAAAUAGAUAUUGAGGUGCUGUCCGUGCUGGCCGGCUUGGGGGCAUCGGUGCACAAGAUUUGUACUGACAUACGACUCCUGGCAAGCCUCAAGGAGCUGGAGGAACCCUUUGAAAAACAGCAGAUUGGCUCAAGUGCAAUGCCGUACAAGCGGAACCCUAUGCGCUCGGAGCGGUGCUGCAGCCUGGCCCGUCACCUAAUGACCCUUGUCAUGGACCCGCUGCAGACAGCAUCUGUGCAGUGGUUUGAACGCACACUGGAUGACAGUGCCAACCGACGAAUGUGUUUGGCCGAGGCAUUUCUCACUGCAGAUACGAUACUGAAUACGCUGCAGAACAUUUCUGAAGGCUUGGUGGUGUACCCCAGAGUAAUUGAGCGGCGCAUUCGGCAAGAGCUGCCUUUCAUGGCCACAGAGAACAUCAUUAUGGCCAUGGUGAAAGCUGGAGGUAACCGCCAGGAUUGCCAUGAGAAAAUCAGAGUGCUCUCCCAUCAGGCAGCUGCUGUGGUCAAGCAGGAAGGGGGUGACAAUGACCUCAUAGAGCGUAUCCAGGCUGAUGCCUACUUCAGUCCCGUUCACUCCCAGUUGGACCAUUUACUGGAUCCUUCUUCUUUCACCGGUCGUGCAUCCCAGCAGGUACGGAGAUUCUUAGAAGAGGAGGUGCAUCCCCUGUUAAGACCAUAUGAAAGUGUAAUGAAGGUGAAGGCAGAAUUAUGUCUGUAGAGUUGGAAGAGAAUUAAACAAAAAACCGU
Molecule: messenger RNA, 1570 nt
Organism: Delphinapterus leucas (beluga whale)
Lineage: Eukaryota; Metazoa; Chordata; Mammalia; Artiodactyla; Monodontidae
Gene: ADSL
Product: adenylosuccinate lyase
Biological process (GO): 'de novo' AMP biosynthetic process
Cellular component (GO): cytosol
Molecular function (GO): N6-(1,2-dicarboxyethyl)AMP AMP-lyase (fumarate-forming) activity; (S)-2-(5-amino-1-(5-phospho-D-ribosyl)imidazole-4-carboxamido) succinate lyase (fumarate-forming) activity
Source: RefSeq, a predicted model, not a curated record